This is a messenger RNA of Exophiala aquamarina CBS 119918, 960 nucleotides long. RefSeq lists its product as uncharacterized. Lineage: Eukaryota; Fungi; Ascomycota; Eurotiomycetes; Chaetothyriales; Herpotrichiellaceae. The record is from RefSeq and is a predicted model, not a curated record. Gene Ontology annotation, cellular component: cytoplasm. The coding region runs from base 1 to 960 and encodes 319 amino acids. Gene Ontology annotation, molecular function: phosphatase activity. The transcript is spliced from 2 exons.
AUGGUUCGGCUCGCACUGUCCCUGCUAUUGACCAUCAGCGCUGUGAGAAGCUUUGCAUAUAUCCAGUAUUCCACCGUGGCGGGCUACUUUCUACAAGAUGCCAACACGACCAACGUUACCACUUUUGAUUAUACAGCAACCAACUUUGGAUUGAUCAACCAAAGUUACCCGACGGAUCCAUCGAAUGCCGCGUCGUUGACUCAAUGGCAGAGAUUCGCACUGGCUGUGUCCUCUCUCAACUCCAAGGCGCCCAAGAACGUGGACUACAAGGUCUUGUUCGCGGGGCGGCACGGGGAAGGAUGGCACAACGCGGCAGAGUCGUACUUUGGCACCCCGGCAUGGAACUGCUACUGGUCGCUCCUAGACGGCAACAAGACCGCAGCGUGGUCGGACGCGCAUCUCACGCAACAGGGCAUUGACCAGGCGCUGAAGGCGAACCGUUUCUGGAAAUCCCGGCUGCAAACAGAGAAGAUCCCGCCUCCGCAGAGCUACUACACGUCGCCGCUGUACCGGUGCCUCGCGACCGCGAACCUGACCUUCGCAGGCCUUCCAUUGCCAUCCCAAUAUCCAUUCAUCCCGACCGUCAAGGAAAAGCUCCGCGAAGGCAUCUCGGAGCACACGUGCGACCGGCGCAGCAACGAAACGUACAUCGCGUCUUCCUUCCCCAGCUACCAAUUCGAGGCGGGCUUUCUCGAGGACGACGAGCUCUGGACGGGCGCCACGUCGGAGACGUCGUCCGCGCAGGAUCUCCGUUCCAAGCAGCUGCUGGACGACGUCUUCACCAACGACUGCUCCGUCUACAUCAGCUUCACCUCGCACUCGGGCGAGAUCGCGAGCCUGCUGCGCGUGCUCGGCCACCGUGCCUUCUCGCUGAGCACCGGCGCCGUCAUCCCCGUGCUCGUCAAGGCUGAGACGAUCGACCCGGCGGCCGCGACCAGUACUAUCUCUGCCGCUUCUUGA